CUUUUAAAAGAACGGACGGAUGUGAUCUCUUACCAGAGGAGUUUUCUGAGCUGUUCUGAGCUGUGUUGUGCUGUUCUGAGCUGUGUUGUGUUGUGCUGUUCUGAGCUGUGCUGUGUUGUUCUGAGCUGUGUUGUGCUGUGCUGUGUGGUUGUAUUUUUUAUUUAAAGAACAAUAACCCCGAACGUGUUUCUUGGCACUCUGCUCUGGUGGUGUUUUUGAUUUAGUUUUUUGUUGGGGAGAUAUGGAGCCUGGUAGAGUGGUUCGGCUCCACCUGUUCCUCACCCUGGCGUUCCUCGGGGACAUUUCCCAAGCCCUGGAUUCUGCCUCGGACUUCUCCUACCUGGGAUCAUCCUUCAGUCUGGAGCCGUCCGGAGAGAACAGCAUGGAGGUGUUUCUGCGCUACAGAGUCCUGUCCUCCUCUCCUUGCCCUGCUGCUUCGAAGGGGCUAUGCGGGGUGCUGAACUGCACCUCCCCCUCACAGCAGGGGGCGCAAGGGAGCAGCCCCUCCCCAGGCUGGUGCCAGGCUCAGGGGGAGGUCGUCGCCCACGCUGACCGCUCCUCCACGCUGCAGCUCAGCUCCUCUGGGUGUUGCUGGUCCCAGUCCGUGGCCCCUCGUCUCCAGUUUGUCCUGCCGAUGAGGGUGGAGCUGGGGGUGCGAUCUGACACCGGCUCUCCUAACAGCCCCCCUCAGGCUGCCCUUCUCCCGCCUGUCAGGUUACCCCGGAACUGUGCGACGUCCUUCAGCCUGGGCGUGUCGGACCGCGAGGGAGACGUGGUGAGGUGUCGCUACGGGCAGCGGGCGCAGGCGGAGUGCACACUGUGCUCCCGUCAAGCAUUCCUGCAGCUGGACGAGGAGCUGUGCGUGCUGUGGUACACUGGUGGGGCUGCUCAGGGCUCCUACGCUGUGGAGCUCAUUGUGGAGGACUACCCCAGAGCAGCAGUGACUCUGACACACACCCAGGGGACCCGCACCAUUCCUCCGUACUCCUCUACCGGAGCACCCCUGAGCUCCACACCACUGCACUUCACUGUCACAGUGGAGAGAGAAUCCUCGGAAUGCACACUGGGAUUGGCCCGUCCCGGAUUCACGGAGCCCACUCCAGCCAAUGGGGCGACAGUAUCCGUGCUGCCCUACGAUGAAGUGACGUUCACCAUCAGCGCCUUCAGCUCCGAUAUGGUGUCCGAUAUCACGGUUCUGGGCCCCCCCGGGCUGGUGAGGUCCAAACUGUGGGAGGGACAGACAGCCGGGGUCCGCGUGGUGUCGGCCAACGUGAGCUGGACCGGAACCAGCAGGCAGGACCCCAGGAGCAGACCCGUCUGUUUCAGCGCCAGCACCGACAGGUUUCAGUCCGAACCCAGAUGCAUUUGGAUUGCACAACAGCGGACGACAGAGCCUCCCCCAGGGACAGUGCUGCAGUGUCUGGAGGAGCGGAUGAAGCUGUUCCUCCCCCGAACCACCCUCCCCGAAAUCAAUGAGAGUGACCUACAGCUCAUCGACCCCGCCUGUAACAUCGCAGGAAACUCCACCCACUUCCUGCUGGACAUCCCUCUAACAGGCUGCGGGACCAGGAUCCAGGAGGAGGACUCGUACCUGGUGCUGGUGAACGUGGUGUCGAACCGGGUGUCAAGCCAGGACCUGGGCGCUGUGAUCACGCGCAUUCCCUCCCUGCGCUUCCCGCUGGCCUGUCGCUUCAAGGCGGGGGGCCUGGUGACCGGGAAGGUGUCUAUACCCAAGGGGCCCAAGGACGAAGCCUUCGGAAGAUUCACCUUCGACAUCAAGUUCCGCAGGGAGCUGCCGGCCGCGGUGGGUGGGGCACGGGUAGGGGAAGUGAGCAAUAUGGACACGCCCUUCGAGCUGGACCCCAGGAAGCCGCUCUACCUGCAAGUGAACGCCAGCUGCAACAUCACCGGCGUGGAGCUCGUGGUGCAAUCCUGCUGGACCUCCGACACCAAGAACACCACAAGGAGUGGAAUCAACUCCUUCAUAAAUAACGGGUGUGGGUCCGAUGGGAAUGUCGAGCUCAUUGUGGAUGCGCUCAAUGAGAAGAUCUACAAGAUAAACCUGACCUCUCUCAUCCCAGCUCGCAUCGUCCCUGAGGUGUAUAUACACUGCUCUGUGAAGCUGUGUAUGGGGAUGUCUGGCACGGAUCACUGUUCCCCUAACUGCUCCUCCUCCUCCUCACGCUCCUCCGACUCCUCCUCCCGGUCCUCCGUCCUGCUCCAGUCCUUGGAGUCCAGUCUGUUCACAGUAAGCGCCGGUCCGAUCCAUCUCGGUGUCAACUCCACCAUCACCGAUACUGUCCAUCCAUUAUCAUCCUCUUCAUUAUCAUCAGGACCUGCCAGUUCACAGUCCAGCGCUGAAGUUCCGAAUCGUGUUGGCAUUGCCGUCGGAGUGGUUCUGGGGGCCGCGGUGCUCCUGAUCGUCGGUCUGCUCCUGAUUAAAACAUUCCUCGGGAUUCGGAACAGACGCAAGCUCGGACACUACCGCCUGCAGGAGUGACAGAGACACACACACACACACACACACACACACACUGACACAGAGGCACAGAGGCACACACACACACACACACACUGACACAGAGGCACAGAGGCACACACACACACACUGACACAGAGGCACAGACACACACACACACACUGACACAGAGGCACAGACACACAUACACACACACUGACACAGAGGCACAGACACACACACACACACACUGACACAGAGGCACAGACACACACACACACACACUGACACAGAGGCACAGAGGCACACACACACACACACUGACAGAGAGGCACAGAGGCACACACACACACACACUGACACAGAGGCACAGACACACACACACACACACUGACACAGAGGCACAGACACACACACACACACACACACUGACAGAGGCACACACACACUGACACAGGUACAGAUACACACACACACACACACUAUAAAAACACUGACACACACACACACACACACACUGUCACAGAGGCACACACACACACUGACACAGGUACAGACACACACACACACACACACACACUGACAGAGGCACACACACACUAUAAAAACACUGACACAGACACACACUGACACACACACACUGACAGAGUCACAGACAGACAGACUGACUGACUGACUGACUGACUAAAUACACACCAUAUAGAUGGCAUGGCGUCUACAAGAAACACAGACCUCCGCAUCUGCUUGGGUGGUUUUUUUUGACAGUGGGUCCGACAAUGAAACAAGCGCAAAGGCGCUGCACCUUCUCCAGAGAGCCGUGCUCACUCGAUACUGAGGGGAGCACAGCAGUUAGAUCCAUUCCUGUUUAAUGAGACACUCGGACACUCAUUAAAACCUGGAGUGGGUGACACUGCUGUGCAGUAGGAGUCUGGCUGCUUAGUUAACAUGAUGCCUGCCUUUCUCAAAGUCUGCGAGGUUUCUUUCACAUAACAUUUCCUGGGAAUGGGUGUUUAUUAAAAUAAUAAUAAUAAGUACUGUGUGAGCAUGUAUAUUAAAUAUUCUAUUGAUUUGAAAA
Acipenser ruthenus (sterlet) is the source of this 3533-nucleotide messenger RNA. RefSeq lists its product as uncharacterized. Bases 242 to 2500 code for a protein of 752 amino acids. Lineage: Eukaryota; Metazoa; Chordata; Actinopteri; Acipenseriformes; Acipenseridae. The record is from RefSeq and is a predicted model, not a curated record. The transcript has 14 exons.